AUGUGUCAAAAAGCUGAAUCUACCUGGACUCCCAUUGGCGUCGAUAUGUUUCUGGCAGCUUGCAAGCAAACUGAUACUCCAUUUAAACACGUGUCUGUUUGUACUUUAAACGAUUAUGAUGAGUCCAUUAAUUUCUCAAAUUCCAAUGUUUCAAUACCAUCUACUCAACUGUACAACAGCAACAACUUGUUAAAUACAGUCGAUAAUAUCAGCAGUGUUAAAACGAUUGAUAUGAUUAAAAGUUCCUGUACUGGGAAGAAAUCGCAAAAAAACGUCACAAUUGGUGCAAAAAAUAACACCAUUGCGGUUUGUAAGCAAAAUACUCAAACAGUUGGCUCACAAAGAAAUAUGCCAAGUAAUUUGAGUUGCAAUAGCCUAUAUAAUGGGAAAAAAAUUUCCAAAUUUUUUCCAGUCCCCCAGUCUACCGGUGUCCAAUCUAACGACAUCCCCGAUACAAAGUCACUAGUCCUCCUUUUACUCACACAAAAUCAAAUAAUGCUAGAUAGAUUGAAGAGCCAGGAUAAUAAAAUAGAUCAACUAAUCAAAGAGGUCAAGGAGGUUAAGAAAGUCAGAGGUUCUAACUAG
Babesia microti strain RI is the source of this 585-nucleotide messenger RNA. RefSeq lists its product as hypothetical. The coding region runs from base 1 to 585 and encodes 194 amino acids. The transcript has a single exon. The record is from RefSeq and is a predicted model, not a curated record. Lineage: Eukaryota; Apicomplexa; Aconoidasida; Piroplasmida; Babesiidae.